Meloidogyne enterolobii is the source of this 595-nucleotide messenger RNA. Lineage: Eukaryota; Metazoa; Nematoda; Chromadorea; Rhabditida; Meloidogynidae. The record is from the annotation of a GenBank genome assembly.
GGCUAUGCAAGGGGCGGUGUAAUGGAUCGGAAUUACCGGGCGGUAAAAUUUACAUCAUAAGAAACGAUUACAAUAAGAAAAAUACCAGACGCUCUUAUGAUACGAAAAUACCUCUGGGUAGGGGUUAAAUGACCUGGUUAAAUGACCAAGUUGUUAUGAUACUUUUUUAACAACAUGCUCCUAUGAUACGGGCUCUGAAGUAAAAAUAGCUAUAAUCCAGUUCUUUUCUACACUUUUUAGAAUACCUAGCUACAAUAUACAUAGUAAACAAAUCAGAAAUUACCUUAUAAUAUUCUGGUGACAAAUCCCAUCCUUCUUUUUAUUUGCUCUAAGCUUGUUAAGUUCUCGGCUGAUCCUGAAUCUGGCUGGCACCAACACCUUAAUAUGACUGAGAAUAAUCAUGUAUAUUACUAUAUUUUAGAAAAAUUCUCACUAAAUGAUGAAGCUUAUUUAUCCAAAAAAUUAUUUUUCUUUUGUUAUUAUGUUGGUAAGUGUUCUUAUUGUGUCAAGAUCAAUUGUUGAAGCACGUCCAAAAUUUUGCGGACUCGGAGGUCAAUCAUCAAGAGAAUUCAGAAGACAGCAUGUAAAUUUUUAA